This is a messenger RNA of Neogale vison (American mink), 1917 nucleotides long. It is a transcript of the gene CCN5, whose product is annotated as cellular communication network factor 5. Gene Ontology annotation, biological process: signal transduction; cell adhesion. NCBI's taxonomy places the organism in Eukaryota, Metazoa, Chordata, Mammalia, Carnivora, Mustelidae. The transcript is spliced from 5 exons. Gene Ontology annotation, molecular function: heparin binding; integrin binding. Gene Ontology annotation, cellular component: extracellular matrix; extracellular region. Bases 353 to 1105 code for a protein of 250 amino acids. The record is from RefSeq and is a predicted model, not a curated record.
GCCCAGCCGAUACUGCCCAGAGUCCAGGCCACAGGGCUUCGGAGGACUUGGGUCAGCGCUGCAAAGGGGGGUGUCCUGCGGAGCUCCUGCACAGCGUCCCGGGGCUCAGGCUGGGGUCUGGGGCAGGGCUGCGGCGGCCACCCCCUUGGGCUGGGAGGAGCAAGAGAGGCCCCUGCCAGCCUGUCACAGGCUCUUGGCAGCCUGUCACUGGCUCUGGCUUUCACAGGCUCAAACACACACACACACACACACACACACACUGGCAGGCACCCUCUCGGUGGCCUCCACGGUCUCAUCUUCAGUAGGUCCUGCCUCCCAGGCUCAGAGCUGGCUCCGUGGGGGACACAGUGACAUGAGAGGCACACCACAGACCCACCUUCUGGCCUUCUCCCUCCUCUGCCUCCUCUCAAAGGUGUGUGCCCAGCUGUGCCCGACGCCCUGUGCCUGUCCCUGGCCACCACCCCGAUGCCCACUGGGGGUGCCCCUGGUGCUGGACGGCUGCGGCUGCUGCCGGGUGUGUGCACGGCGGCUGGGGGAGCCCUGCGACCACCUCCACGUCUGCGACCCCAGCCAGGGACUGGUCUGCCAACCCAGGGUGGGCUCUGGACUCCGAGGGGCUGUGUGCCUCUGGGGAGAGGAUGACGGGAGCUGUGAGGUGAACGGCCGCCUGUACCGGGAUGGGGAGACCUUCCAGCCCCACUGCCGGAUUCGCUGCCAGUGUGAGGACGGGGGCUUCACCUGUGUGCCCCUGUGCAGCGAGGACGUUCGGCUGCCCAGCUGGGACUGUCCGCAUCCCAGGAGGGUUGAGGUCCCUGGCAAGUGCUGCCCUGAGUGGGUGUGCGACCAGGGAAGGGAGCUGGGGGUCCGGCCCCUCCCAGCCCAAGGACCCCAGUUUUCUGGCCUUGUGGCUCCCCCACCCCCUGGCGCCCCCUGCCCAGAGUGGAGCACAGCCUGGGGCCCCUGCUCAACCACCUGUGGGCUGGGCGUGGCCACUCGGGUGUCCAACCAGAACCGCCUCUGCCGCCUGGAGACCCAGCGCCGCCUCUGCCUGCUUGGGCCCUGUCCACCUGCCAGGGGCCGCGGCCCACGGAACAGCACCUUCUAGAGCAGGGCUGGGGAUCUGGGGGCUCAGGGACCGCCCUCCCCAGCAGGCAAGCCAGCGCUUGGGCCCUGAGUAGAAGGCAGAUGGCCCCUCCUCACGCCCUUGGCUAGGCAACGGCAUCCAGGCCCUGGAGGACCAGAAUGUUCACAAGCCGUCUGCUCCAUCUGGACCCUGAGAUAGAGCCGGGAUGUCUGCCCCAGCCCUCUUCCUCUACCUCAUGGCCUAGGGGGCUGGCCAAGGUUUCCAGGGUCUUCUGCGCCAUUCCCAACAGCCUUUAUCAAACAUGUGCAUAGGCAAGCUUCCCAGCAGAUAGGGCAACCAGCUGUCCCUUAAUCAUCAGGCCGAGGCAGGUGCUGGGCUGGACUGGCUAUUUUUCUGGGGGUGUGGUGAAGAGGGACACACAGGUAUUCUGAAUCUCCUGCUUCUUUUCCUGGAAUGACAUAAAAAUGUCCCUGUAUACGUGUCUGUGCAAGAGCUUAUAGGUCAGGCUUAUGCUGUCUGAGAAAGCUCCCCCACACCCCACCAUCUAGGGUAGAAUUCAGAGGUCGCAUGUUUUGUGAAAGUCACAAGGUGAAAUCACACUGUCUGGAAGACAGUCGGAAAACAGGCCUGAGAGUGAUCCGUUCAACCCGACUUGUAUUCAUAGGAAUGAACCUUGCUCAGACACCUGCAAUGUACCAGGCGCAGAGCUAGACACUUUAUAUAUAGGUUGGUGCUUUGCAACAUUUGAGACCAGAGGAAAGUAGGGGAGCAUGAAGAAUAGCCCCCUGGGGACUGGGAAACAUGGCCUGAAAUAAACCAACCCAAGUGUGAAA